Molecule: messenger RNA, 813 nt
Organism: Lizanozyma spartinae
Lineage: Eukaryota; Fungi; Ascomycota; Pichiomycetes; Serinales; Debaryomycetaceae
Product: carboxymethylenebutenolidase
Exons: 1
Coding region: 1-813 (270 amino acids)
Molecular function (GO): hydrolase activity
Source: RefSeq, a predicted model, not a curated record
AUGUUGAUUGAAGAUUCUUAUUAUGAUGUUAAGACGUCCUACGGGACCACCAUGAGAAUUUUUGUUUUCCAUCCAAAAGUUCCAAAUUACCCCAAUGUCAAGUUCCCCGGUGUUGUAGUUUACAGUGAAAUUUAUCAAGUUACUGGACCCGUUGCUCGUUUCGCUAGAGACAUUGCUGGUCAAGGCUUCAUUGUGGCUUGUCCUUCCAUUUACCACAAUUUCGAAGGCCCAGAAGCUUUGGCUUACGAUGAUGUGGGAACUGACAAGGGUAAUAAAUAUAAGAUCGAAAAGGAAUUGGCAUCAUAUGAUGAAGAUAACAAAUUGACCAUUGAUUAUUUGACUCUGUUGCCUACUUGUAAUGGGUUAAUUGGUGCCACCGGAAUGUGUUUGGGAGGCCAUUUGGCUUUUAGAUCUGCUGUCACUGAUCAAAGAGUUAAGGCUGCCACAUGUUUCUUCGCAACGGAUAUUCAUAUCCAUGCCUUGGGUAAAGGUAAAAAUGAUGAUUCUUUGGAACGGUGUGGAGAUAUUACUGGUGAAUUGGUGAUGGUCUUCGGUGAUAAGGACAAUCAUGUUCCAUUAGAGGGGCGUGAUUUGAUUCGUAGUCGUUUAAGACAAAAUAAUAUUGCCAUGACUUUCAUUGAAAUCAAUGAUGCUCAACACGCUUUUGUUAGAGAUGAAUUAAGUAAAGGUAGAUAUGAUCCUGCUGUGACCAAGCUUUGUUUCGAUUGGAUGCUUGAAUUGUUCACCAGAAAGUUGAAGUUAGAAUACGGUCAACAUGAUGGUCAAAAUCGGGUCAUUGAGAAUGUCUGUUGA